Messenger RNA from Oldenlandia corymbosa var. corymbosa, 2132 nucleotides. The record is from the annotation of a GenBank genome assembly. Lineage: Eukaryota; Viridiplantae; Streptophyta; Magnoliopsida; Gentianales; Rubiaceae.
GGAACAGUGAGAAUUCCAUACGUCUCUGUUACUAGAUUUUUCUGAGCUGAAAAUAUAGUAAGUAAUUUCGUUCUAUAUAGGGAAAAAAAAUCAGUUUCUUGAUUAGUUCGUUUGACUUAAACUUUCUGUCUUCUUGUAUCUUCUGUUUCUCUUCCGUUCCGUAUUUAACUUCAAAGAUCUAUCCACUCUCAACUCAAUUCUUGAGCUGCCAAAUUGUUGAUAAUAUUAUUGGUCAGCAGGAAUGGUGUUCGAUUUGAUCAUGAACUCAAUUCAAACAUCUAUCCCUAGGUUGUAUAAGAUGAGCAAUGUUGCUCAAGCAGCUCUUCUGAUUUCAAUCCUGAUAAUUUCCUCCUUCUGGUUCUUAGUAACCAUAUUCAAGAAGACUAAAAAGCGUUCUUUCCCACCAGGGCCAUGGGGCUUGCCAAUUGUUGGAUACUUGCCAUUUCUGAAGGCCAAUAUGCCUACCCAGUUCGCUGAAUUGGCUCAGAAGUACGGUCCAAUCUUCAAGUUCCGGCUUGGAAACAAACUUUGUGUUGUCCUGAGUUCACCUUCUCUGGUUAAAGAGAUAACCCGGGACCAAGACGUCGUCUUUGCUAACCGCGAUGCCACGGUUGCUGCAGAAGUUCUGACAUUUGGAGGAUAUGACAUUGCUUGGACUGCCUAUGGCUCUUACUGGCGUAACAUGCGGAAAGUUUUCGUGCGGGAGAUCUUAAGUGGAAGCAACCUUGAUGCUUGUUAUGAUCUUAGGAAAGAUGAGGUCAUAAAGGCUAUUGAAUAUGUUGGGAUGAAUGUUGGGAAGCCUGUGAGAAUUGAUGAACUGGCUUUCCAAACAGAACUCAAUGUGAUUUUGAGAAUGCUGUGGGGUGGUACACAUGAAGCAAACCAGAAAAGUGAAAAAGCAGUAGCUGAUUUCAGGGUGGUGUUUGCAAAAAUAGUGAACAUAUUAGGAAAGCCUAAUAUAUCUGAUUUCUUCCCAAUCCUCCGCUGGUUUGAUAUCCAGGGAGUCGCGAAAGAAGCCCACGCUCUUUUACAGGUAGCCGACAGUAUAGUCGAUGCAGUGAUCAAUGAAAGAGUGAAGAUGGCAGAGGACUCAAUAAAAACUGAUGGUAUCAAAAAGGAUUUUCUUCAAAUCCUCCUUGAGCUGAAGAAGUUACCAGAUACAGGGGAAGACAUUACCAUGUUGCAGAGAAAAGCCAUCUUAAUGGACAUUGUGGUUGGAGGGACAGACACGACAGCUACAAUGAUAGAGUGGGCGAUGGCGGAAGUUCUACACAACAGGGAAGCCAUGGAAAAGGUCCAAAAGGAACUGGACGAUGUGAUAGGGUUAGGCAACAUUGUUGAAGAGUUCCAUCUGCCAAAACUCCAUUACUUGGAAGCUGUAGUCAAAGAAGCUUUGCGGUUACAUCCUGCUAUACCUCUGCUCGUCCCAAGGCGCCCGAGCAAAUCCAGCAUUGUAGGUGGAUACACUGUUCCGGAGAAUACCUCAGUGUUUGUCAAUGCCUGGGCGAUACAAAGAGAUCCUGAACUCUGGGAUGAUCCGUUACAGUUCAAGCCCGAAAGGUUUCUGAUGGAAUCGAAAAAUGGGGAUUACAAUGGUAACAAUUUUCAGUAUAUUCCAUUUGGAUCAGGGAGAAGGAUGUGUGCAGGGAUUCCCUUAGCUGAGAAAAUGGUCAAGUAUAUUUUGGCUUCUCUCUUCCAUUCAUUCGAUUGGAAACCAACCACAAGCAAAGUGGAAGACCUUUCUGAGAAGUUUGAUUUUGUCCUGAGGAAACGUAUUCCAUUGUUGGCCAUUCCUACGAAGAGAACCCGAAAACAAUACUAAAAGUUCUGCAUCAUCUGUAAGAGUCCACGUCGAAUUACUGCUAGUUGCGAUUUUUUACUAAAGUAUGCCCCGAUGAUGAAUACUGAGUGAAAUGAAUCGUCUUGUUGAUAACAUCUAAACCUAUCAUUUUGUUAAUAAUUCAUCAGCUAUCAUAUGUAUGCCCAAACCAAAACUUUUCUGUUUGUCAUGUAUUUAGUAAUACAGCUAUCUGCAAGUUUCAGUACUGACAUACUUUUGUGUUUUGUUAUUACUAUUACUGUCAAAAAUACCGAAUACACCAUACGUUUAGUACGGUGAUACGAUCAAUGGG